Ochotona curzoniae (black-lipped pika) is the source of this 881-nucleotide messenger RNA. It is a transcript of the gene GATC, whose product is annotated as glutamyl-tRNA amidotransferase subunit C. Gene Ontology annotation, biological process: regulation of translational fidelity; glutaminyl-tRNAGln biosynthesis via transamidation; mitochondrial translation. Lineage: Eukaryota; Metazoa; Chordata; Mammalia; Lagomorpha; Ochotonidae. Bases 42 to 452 code for a protein of 136 amino acids. Gene Ontology annotation, molecular function: glutaminyl-tRNA synthase (glutamine-hydrolyzing) activity. The record is from RefSeq and is a predicted model, not a curated record. The transcript is spliced from 4 exons. Gene Ontology annotation, cellular component: glutamyl-tRNA(Gln) amidotransferase complex; mitochondrion.
UCGUGGACAGUGUUGUGGUUUCCUACGGGAGCCACGAAGAAAUGUGGGCGCGGGGCGUGUGUCUGGGCCUUCGGGCUCCGCGGAGUGCGUUCCGGGGCUUCACCUCCAAGGGGACUGCUCAGGGAAGUGGCCGGGUCCCGGCCGAGGUGAUCGAGCACCUGGAGCGUCUCGCGCUCGUGGACUUCGGCAGUCGCGAGGCCGUGGCGCGGCUGGAGAAAGCCAUCGCCUUCGCCGACCGGCUGCGCGAGGUGGACACGGACGGCGUGGAGCCCAUGGAGUCGGUCCUGGAGGACAGAUGUUUAUACUUGAGAUCUGACAAUGUGGUAGAAGGCAACUGUGCUGAAGAACUACUACAAAACUCCCACUGCGUCCUGGAGGAGUAUUUUGUGGCCCCCCCAGGAAAUAUCCCUUUGCCAAAGCUGGACGAACCAGAGCCCUCCCCACAUAGCUGAUGAACUGCCUUGGGAAGGGAGCAGCCUGUGAACACGGACAAGCACCAUGAUGCAGUCUUACUGUAAACACUCAUGUUCCCAUUUCCUUCAGUCCCCUGGGGGAAAAAAAGGAACCAUCUCUUCAUUGACUUUUCCGAAGAUUGGGAAAGGCCUUGCCAAAACGGGGCAUUAAGUCCCUGGUGCUGACAGAAAUAAAAGCAAACAUCAGCCUCCAUGAAAUGGAUCACAUAUUUCACUUACAAGUCUGUUUAGCAUUGUUCUCCCUCAUCUCCCCCUAAAAAAGACUGGCUGCCAAGCUGCAUAAGUAACUGUUCUGUUUAGAUGACUGGAAGGCACACAGCGCUAGGGCCACUGGGUGAAACCAUCAUUUUUCACUGCUGUUUCCAUGGACUUGAGCAGCUUCAUCUCUAUUAAACGUAACCUAAAUUU